AGAACUUCCGGCCGAGCCGGAAGAUCCUCUCCCUCGCGGUGUCGAGUGGCUCCCGGCUGCGGGGUUGGGAGGGGAGGUCCGGGACGACCCCGGUGUACUCCUGGGCGUCGGGCCCACGACCUUUCCUUGGCGCCAUGGGUGUGAUCGGUAUUCAGCUGGUCGUUACCAUGGUGAUGGCCAGUGCCAUGCAGAAGAUUCUGCCUCACUAUUCUCUUGCUCGAUGGCUGCUGUGUAAUGGCAGUUUGAGAUGGUAUCAACACCCUACAGAAGAAGAACUAAGAAUUCUUGCAGGAAAGCAGCAAAAAGGGAAAAGCAGAAAAGACAGGAAAUAUAAUGGUCACAUUGAAAGUAAGCCACUAACCAUUCCAAAGGAUAUUGAUCUCCAUCUAGAAACAAAGUCAGUUACAGAAGUGGAUACUUUAGCAUUGCAUUACUUCCCAGAAUACCAGUGGCUGGUGGAUUUCACAGUGGCUGCUACAGUUGUCUAUCUAGUAACUGAAGUCUACUACAGUUUUAUGAAGCCCACACAGGAAAUGAAUAUCAGCUUAGUCUGGUGCCUGCUUGUUUUGUCUUUUGCAAUUAGAAGAUGGUGGUGAAAGAUCAGUCUGUGUUACCUUUGGAUUUUUUUUCUUUGUGAAAGCAAUGGCUGUCUUGAUUGUAACAGAAAACUAUCUGGAAUU
This is a messenger RNA of Odocoileus virginianus texanus, 680 nucleotides long. NCBI's taxonomy places the organism in Eukaryota, Metazoa, Chordata, Mammalia, Artiodactyla, Cervidae. The record is from RefSeq and is a predicted model, not a curated record.